Molossus molossus (Pallas's mastiff bat) is the source of this 3057-nucleotide messenger RNA. RefSeq names its product tRNA methyltransferase 6 (gene TRMT6). The record is from RefSeq and is a predicted model, not a curated record. NCBI's taxonomy places the organism in Eukaryota, Metazoa, Chordata, Mammalia, Chiroptera, Molossidae. The coding region runs from base 112 to 1605 and encodes 497 amino acids. The transcript has 11 exons. Gene Ontology annotation, cellular component: tRNA (m1A) methyltransferase complex; nucleus. Gene Ontology annotation, biological process: tRNA methylation.
CGUCCUCUCAGUCUGUGGGAACUGAAGCUGGCUGCGGCGACCGCUGUGGAACAGCGGCGGGGCGCGGGGGUCUGGACAGAGGCUGCGGAGUCGGGCGACCCGCUGAGCGUCAUGGAGAGCUCAGGGGAGCAGCCGGACCCACAGCCACCGCACCCCGGGGACCACCGCAUCCGCGACGGCGACUUCGUGGUGCUGAAACGGGAAGAUGUGUUCAAAGCAGUGCAAGUUCAGCGUAGAAAAAAAGUAACUUUUGAAAAACAGUGGUUCUAUCUGGAUAACGUCAUUGGCUAUAGUUAUGGAACCACAUUUGAAGUGACCAGUGGAGGAAGUCUUCAGCCUACGAAGAAAAAGGAAGAGCCUACUUCAGAGACCAAAGAAGCGGGCACUGAUAAUCGAAAUAUAGUUGAUGACGGGAAAUCUCAGAAACUUACUCAAGAUGACAUAAAAGCUUUAAAGGACAAGGGCAUUAAAGGAGAGGAAAUAGUUCAGCAAUUAAUUGAAAAUAGCACAACAUUCCGAGACAAGACAGAAUUUGCUCAAGAUAAAUAUAUUAAAAAGAAGAAAAAGAAAUAUGAAGCCAUCGUUACUAUUGUGAAGCCAUCCACCCGCAUCCUUUCAAUUAUGUAUUAUGCCAGAGAACCUGGAAAAAUUAACCACAUGAGAUAUGAUACACUAGCCCAGAUGUUGACAUUGGGAAAUGUUCGUGCUGGCAAUAAAAUGAUUGUAAUGGAAACGUGUGCAGGCUUAGUGCUGGGUGCAAUGAUGGAACGAAUGGGAGGUUUUGGCUCCAUUAUUCAGCUGUACCCUGGAGGUGGCCCAGUUCGGGCAGCAACAGCAUGUUUUGGAUUUCCGAAAUCUUUCCUCAGUGGUCUUUAUGAAUUCCCCCUCAACAAAGUGGACAGUCUCCUAAAUGGGACAUUUUCUGCUGAGAUGUUGUCUUCAGAGCCAAAAGAGGGUGCUUCGGUUGAAGAAAGUAAUGGCACACUGGAGGACAAACAGACUUCAGAACAAGAGAAUGAAGACAGCAUGGCAGAGGCCCCAGAUAGCAGUCACCCCAAAGAACAAGAAACUAUGGAAAUUGUCUCUCAAGAUCCAGAGUAUAAGGAGCCUAAAGAGAGAGGAAGUAAAAAGGAUUAUAUUCAGGAAAAGCAGAGAAGACAAGAAGAGCAGAGGAAAAGACACUUAGAGGCUGCUGCUCUGCUGGGUGAAAGGAAUGCAGAUGGUUUAAUUGUAGCCAGUCGUUUCCAUCCCACCCCACUGCUGCUGUCGUUGCUGGACUUCGUGGCCCCUUCAAGGCCGUUCGUGGUCUACUGUCAGUAUAAAGAGCCUCUGUUGGAGUGCUACACAAAACUGCGGGAAAGAGGAGGGGUCAUCAACCUCAGACUGUCUGAAACCUGGCUCAGAAAUUACCAGGUUUUGCCAGAUCGAAGUCAUCCCAAACUACUGAUGAGUGGAGGUGGGGGAUACCUUCUCUCAGGCUUCACUGUUGCCAUGGACAGCCUUAAAACAGAUCCCAGUCUCAAAUCCAACUCAAGCACUUUAGAAUUACACAAGACUGAAGAACCAGCAGCUAAAAAACGGAAAUGCCCAGAGUCUGACUCUUAACCUUUCAAAAUUUGCUUUGAUUUUUGUUCUCAGGCAUUAUACAUUUAGUAAUUAAACUUUAAAUGUUAUUACUAAUUGGUUUUUCAUAUCCUAAGAAAUAAGAUCAUGUGUUCACACCUGUUCCUGGGAAAGAUAAAUAACCUUUUACUCACCUCUGACAGAUGGGCUGGUCUGUGAAAAUCUUGAGCCAAGAUACCCACGCCUGGGCUGUGCAGUGGACUAAGAUGUGGCCAAGUCUGUUUGUUUCACCACAAUGCCCUCAGUAUUUUAGUACUCUGUGCAGGUAUCCUGAAAAUUUAGACAUCCUAAAAAUAUAUUUAUAUAAGACUUUGUUUAUGUGUUAAGCUAAGCCGAAUAAUACAGGAUAGCUAAAACUUGGUGGGUAAAGGAAGGAAUUUGUGGAAGAAAUUUCCCUGUUCAUUCCACUCUGUUACUUAAGCAAUACAGAUGUAUGAGUGUGUUAGAUUUACAGUACCAAAAAUGUCCACCCUGUCCCCUACAGUGGAAGAAACCUUUUUACAAUUCCAGAUUUUUUUAUUUUAAUAGUUGACAACCUAGAGAAGUUCAAGUAUUUAUUUUGUUGCUUUUUGUUGUUGUUGUUGAUAGAAAGGUGUAGUAUGGUACUUUUUGCAUUAGUUUACCAAUCUCAUUCUUUGUUCUAAGUUAAGUGAUCAGAAGUUUUGCAUACUAUUCAGUUAAAGGAAAGAAAGAGUUUUUCCCCUCUCCAGAGGCUUAUGGAGAUAGGUGUAUACACAUACAUAUGUACAGUAAGUCCUCAUUUAACGUCAGUAGAUUCUGUGACUAAGCAAAAACGAUGUAUAUCGAAACCAAUUUUACCAUAGGCUAGUUCAUAGAAACAAGAAUUAAGUUCUCUAGCAUCUCAUCGAUGUUAUAAUGAAAUGAUAUUGAGCAAGCCGAUGUUACUCGAGGACCUUCUGUAUGUGGAUGCUGGUAUAUACUCAUACAUAUAGAUAUUUAUACAUACACACACAGAGAGACAGAAUGCAUUAUCUCUGUGAACUCUGACAAUGUUUAGCACAGGGCUUAGACCAGCUCUCAUUGCAUUAGUGUCACUCCUUGUCAAAUGUAUUUUAAAGUGCCUUUUUCGGUGAUUAUUAAUGCUGGUUUGUUGAGUCUGGCAUGAUUAGGUGGUCUUUCUAAGCUCUGAAAAAAUAUAAUCACAUUAUUUGGUCAUGUGCUGCAACCAAGAAAAGUGUUUAAAGUAAGCCAAGGCUUUUGUGCGUGAGUCUUGCUCGCUGAACGCGCUCAUUGUGUGUGUUGCUCACAUCGUUACAGUAUCGAUAGAUGUAGAUCACCCAGCGAGGAGCAUCAGAGAAAAAGAACUUGCUUUUCCUAAUGGCAUGUACUAUUCUGAUAAUGGCCAAUGUGAUUACCAAGUACAGUUUUUAUUCCCUUUUAUUAAAACAAUUGUUUUUAAAGAAUAAAAGUGUU